Choloepus didactylus (southern two-toed sloth) is the source of this 2776-nucleotide messenger RNA. RefSeq names its product vasoactive intestinal peptide receptor 1 (gene VIPR1). The transcript has 14 exons. Gene Ontology annotation, molecular function: G protein-coupled peptide receptor activity; vasoactive intestinal polypeptide receptor activity; peptide hormone binding. NCBI's taxonomy places the organism in Eukaryota, Metazoa, Chordata, Mammalia, Pilosa, Megalonychidae. Gene Ontology annotation, cellular component: plasma membrane. Gene Ontology annotation, biological process: cell surface receptor signaling pathway; adenylate cyclase-modulating G protein-coupled receptor signaling pathway. The coding region runs from base 227 to 1492 and encodes 421 amino acids. The record is from RefSeq and is a predicted model, not a curated record.
UGGCUGUGCGUACUGGCCGGCGUCCUCGCCUGCGCCCCGGGCCCGGCGGACUGGAUCUAGCCCCGAGAGGUGAAGUCUCUGUCGCGCCCAGUCCCUCCCAGCCCAGCCCGGAGCCGGCUUGCCUUAGCGACUCGAGGACACCAAGGGGAAGAGAGCGUGUCCCAUUCGUGUAGUGACUGCAUAUGAUGGCCAGGCAGCCGGGCUGCAGCAGGAGGAAUGCACCUACAUGCAGAUGAUGGAGACGGAGCACAAGCAGUGCCUAGAAGAGGCCCACCUGGAGAAUGAGACAGCAGGCUGCAGCAAGAUGUGGGACAACCUCACCUGCUGGCCGGCCACCCCUCGGGGCCAGGUGGUUGUCUUGGCUUGCCCCCUCAUCUUCACGCUCUUCUCUCCCAGUCGAGGCCUCAACAACGUGAGCCGCAGCUGCACUGACGAAGGCUGGACACCCCUGGAGCCUGGCCCCUAUCCUGUUGCCUGUGGCUUUGAUAGCAAGGCGUUGAGUUUGGACGAGCAGCAGCAGCAGACAGUAUUCUUCAAUUCCGUGAAGACCGGCUACACCAUCGGCUACAGCCUGUCCCUCGCGGCCCUUCUGGUGGCCAUGGCCAUCUUGAUCCUGUUCAGGAAGCUCCACUGCACGCGGAACUACAUCCACAUGCACCUCUUCACGUCCUUCAUCCUGAGGGCCACUGCCGUCUUCAUCAAAGACUUGGCUCUCUUUGACAGCGGGGAGUUGGACCACUGCUCUCGGGGCUCGGUGGGCUGUAAGGCAGUCAUGGUCUUAUUCCAGUACUGUGUCAUGGCCAACUACUUCUGGCUGUUGGUGGAGAGCAUCUAUCUGCACACCCUGCUCGCUGUCUCCUUCUUUUCUGAGCGAAAGUACUUCUGGGGGUACAUACUCAUCGGCUGGGGAGUCCCCAGCACAUUCACCAUGGUGUGGACCAUCGUCAGGAUCCAUUUUGAGAAUGAUGGGUGCUGGGACACCAUCAACUCCCCACUGUGGUGGAUUAUAAAGGGCCCCGUCAUCGCCUCCAUCUUGGUGAACUUCAUCCUGUUUAUUUGCAUCAUCCGAAUCCUGGUUCAGAAACUACGACCCCCCGAUGUCAGGAAGAGUGACAGCAGCCCAUACUCGAGGCUAACCAAGUCUACACUCUUGCUGAUCCCCUUGUUUGGGGUACACUACAUCAUGUUUGCCUUCUUCCCAGAUGACUUUAAGGCUGAAGUGAAAAUGGUCUUUGAGCUCAUCUUGGGGUCUUUCCAGGGUUUUGUGGUGGCCGUCCUCUACUGCUUCCUCAAUGGUGAGGUGCAAAUGGAGCUGCGGAGGAAAUGGCGGCGCUGGCACCAGCACGGUGUCUUGGGGUCGGAUCCUAAAUACCAGCACCCAUUGGGAGGCAGCAGUGGCGCCACAUACAGCACGCAGGUCUCCAUGCUGACCCGCGUCAGCCCCGAUGCGCGCCGCUCCUCCAGCUUCCAGGCGGAAGUCUCCCUGGUCUGACCGCCAGGGGCCCUGGGGCCCGUCCCGCUCCCACCCAUCCGGGCGGCACCCAGGGCAGAGGCCUGCCCGGGAGGAGAGACCGUCCCUGGGCUCGAGGCUGCCCUGGCCCCCAAGUCACUCCUCGGACCCCCCUUGGAGAAAGCAGUGCUUGAGCCUGCCUGGGGAGAGGAGGAUGCAUAGAUGAGGAGUCGUUUUUAUGUGGCAGGAGAGCUGAGAGCUCAUCCCCGGGAAGAUGAGUGUGGAAACCAUUAACCAGACUCCUCCUCCAAAGGCUCCCUCGGCCCAUCAAGGGCAGAGAAUUUGCAUACUCUCAUUCUGGCUCCGCCUUUUAGUAUCUUCUGAGCAGUACAAGGAAGCAACCGCCCAUUCUCAAAGAUGUUGGUAUGAUGGUGCGCUGUGAGGGGAGAAAAGUCCUGCCCCGAGAGGUCAUCUUGGUGCCCCCCUCUUAGUUGCCUGUGUCUCAAGGUGAGUGAGUUUUGUUGUGAAGAGAUCUGGAGGUUUGGUUUGGGGAGCAUAGCUAGCUGUCUUCUGGUCUCCAACAAUGUGGAGUUGGAGAUCCCCAGGCCUGUCUCAGACUGUGGCUAUAGCUGGAACAGUGAAACCUGAGGACUGACGAACUCUGGAGUCUCUGGAAAGUGAGGAGACUGCCACAGAUGCAAGCUCUGUAAGCCUCAGUGGCUUCAUCUGUCAAGUGAGAACAGUGGCACCUGCCUUCCAUAUCCCUAGGGGCUAUGACAGGAACAAGAAUCAAGGUCUGCCUUGACUGCCCACCCACGAUCUAACUGCGUAACCAGGCUCGGCCUUUUGCAUCCAUGGGAACACGACCCUCACGUCAACUCAGCAAGGUGGAAUUACUGUUCCUAUUUCACAGAUCAAGAAACUGAGUCUCACAGGGAGCAGGUACCUUACCCUGCCACACAGACAAGAUUUGAACUCAGAUCUGCCUGACGGGAAAGCACAGACCCCUAACCGCUACUGUUUUUAAAUUUUAACAAGCUGGAUCCUCUCGUGGGUUAUUUGUAUCACUGAUAUUAUCACCCUCAUUCCUGAAUCCCCAUCCCUGCUCCACUUUCCCUGCAUAUAGCUGAGGAGUUGUCCAGACCAUGUAUCAUUUCAACAAGAGCCUGGUGGUUGUGGCAUCCUAUGUCUGCCCUUCACUCCUGUGGCCUCACGGUUGUCCACAGAUCUCAGAACCCAGCUUCCUACCCACACCCACCCCCCAGCCAGAAGAUCCCCUCAAGUUUGCAAAUGGCUUGUGUAACAAUAAAUGUUGGGUUGAAUUGG